This is a messenger RNA of Polypterus senegalus (gray bichir), 8279 nucleotides long. RefSeq names its product anthrax toxin receptor 1-like. Gene Ontology annotation, molecular function: signaling receptor activity. Gene Ontology annotation, cellular component: membrane. The transcript has 17 exons. NCBI's taxonomy places the organism in Eukaryota, Metazoa, Chordata, Cladistia, Polypteriformes, Polypteridae. The record is from RefSeq and is a predicted model, not a curated record. The coding region runs from base 847 to 2445 and encodes 532 amino acids.
UGUGAUUGCAAACAUUCUUUCAGAAGCAUUAGAGUGUACUGAACCAGUCAGAAGCUUUCCAUCUGUCUGCUCUGUACCAACGCUGAAGGCGCUCCGCUCUACCAGAGCUAUUAAAAGUGGGCACACCUUCAACAACAAGAACAAGCUCAGUUCGGCUCUGUUCUCAUUUUGGAUUAUUUAGACAACCCAGAGGUGUCACACUUAUAUGAUGGAGGGUUGAAGAGACUGCCGGUUUUUGUCUAGUGGCUUUUUUAAUUAGUACCCAACUGCUGCUGGUAAAGCAAAAAAAAUGAACGGUCUGUUCCAUUAAUAUUAUUAAUAUAUAAAUUGACAUGCUUUUUCACAUUUACAUACAUUAUUGUUACUGUUUUCCUUAUCUGGCAGCCAAACAAUGAUGAGCGUCUUCAUAACCCAGAAUUAGACAAUGUGGGAACAGAGGGCACACCCAGCUUUACCAUUUAGGUGAACGUAGCGGUUGCCAGCGGUGGCAAAACUUGGAGAGCAGCAUUUUUUAAAACAAUUGAAAUUGUGAGUUACACACAUUUGGACUUGAUACAACUGUCUGACAGCCAUUAGCACUAUUACAUUGUUCUGUGUUGCUCCUUGGCCUUAUUUACCAGAAAAUUGUGAAAUUAAAUCACACGUAUACACUUAGUGUCCAUGUGGGCGCUACUUACAGCUUCAUCUAGGGCAGAAAAACUUCCGUGGAGGAGUGACAGACACAUUGUCAGGUUUUUGAACAGAAUUCGCCAUGACAGAUUGGAUUUGUCACCUAAUGCCUUGUCUCCUGUCUGCUGUUUUAGCGUAAAAGCUUUGAAUGAUUAAGUGAUAAGCCCCCAGCUCCGCAUGUCAUUUAUUGUGUUCUCCAGGGAAGCAUUGGUUCUGAUGCCAUUGACCGACGAUAGAGAUCAGAUCAGACAUGGCCUUGAGGAGCUUCAGAAAGUCAUUCCUGGAGGAGAUACCUACAUGCAUGAAGGCUUCAUGAAGGCUAGUCAACAAAUAUAUUAUGGAAGUAUAGAAGGUUACAUGACUGCCAGCGUCAUCAUUGCCUUGACAGAUGGAGAAUUACAUGAAGACCUCUUCUAUUACGCUGAGACAGAGGCUAAUCGGUCACGGAGCCUGGGAGCUACAGUAUAUUGCGUGGGGGUGAAGGAUUUUAAUGAGACACAGCUGGCAAAGAUUGCCGACAGUAAGGACCAUGUGUUCCCGGUAAAUGACGGCUUUGAAGCCUUGCAGGGAGUCAUAGAUUCGAUAUUAAAAAAAUCAUGCAUAGAAAUUCUGGCCGCUGAGCCAUCAAGCAUCUGUGCUGGAGAGUCAUUUCAAGUAGUCAUUCGAGGGAAUGGAUUUCUCCAUGCUCGCAAUGUUGAGAAGGUCCUGUGCAGUUUUCGAAUCAAUGACACCGUCACUCUCAUGGAAAGACCCCUUGUUGUAGAAGACACUUACUUACUCUGCCCUGCUCCCAUCCUACGAGAAGUUGGCACAGAGGCCUCACUCCAUGUCAGCAUGAAUGACGGACUCAGCUUCAUCUACAGCUCUGUCAUCAUCUCUACAGUACGCUGUUCUGAUGGGACCAUCUUGGCAAUUUCACUCCUCAUCCUUCUUAUUCUGUUGGCCCUGGUGCUGUUAUGGUGGUUCUGGCCUCUCUGCUGUACAGUGGUCAUAAGAGAACCUCCACCACCUCCUCCAGACGACAGCGAGGAUGAAGAUGAUGAUGGGUUGCCCAAGAAAAAGUGGCCUACGGUGGAUGCAUCCUACUAUGGAGGCAGAGGUGUUGGAGGCAUCAAGAGGAUGGAGGUGCGGUGGGGUGAGAAAGGAUCAACAGAAGAAGGUGCCAAACUGGAAAAGGCAAAGAAUGCACGAGUGAAGUUGCCAGAACAAGAAUUUGAACUUCCUCCUACUCGAAUUUUGAACAAUGGAAUGCGCAAACCCCUUGAGCCCCGGAAGUGGUAUUCACCGAUCAAGGGAAAGCUGGAUGCUCUGUGGGUGCUUUUGAGAAAAGGAUACGACCGCGUCUCGGUGAUGAGACCACAGCCUGGAGAUGAGGGCCACUGCAUCAACUUCACCCGUGUGACAUCAGCGCACCCCAGAUAUCCCAUCUACAACAACACUUCUACACCAAUCUAUAACCCUAAAAAAAACAACUGCCCUCCUGCACCCCAAGGGAGCCUCCCACCUCCACCAAGAAGCCCCCCUACCACACCCACACCCUCACCUACCUCUACGCUGCCUCCUCUACCUCAGAGGUCACCAUCACCCCCUUUGACGAUGUUACCACCGGCUCCGCCUACUGCUCUUCCACCUCUACCGCCUACACCCGAGUGUCUCCCUUAUGCAGUCUACGAAACCCCACCCUCCCCAAUGUGUUCCCUGCCUCCCCCUCCACUUGCCCCGCCCCCUUGUCGAGCCCCACCUCCAGAUCGCCCUCCUCCUCGUCCCUCUCUCUAAACUGAGAAGAAAGCUUUAGAACUUUUUUAGACUGUUGUGAUGGAGACAUCACCUUUGUGAAAUUCUAGAAACAUUUCUUUUUUUUUGUUAAUUUCUUAUGCCUUAAGUAUGAUUACCAAACCACUAUGACGAAGAAACUGUUUGAUCCUGCAGCAUAACUUAGUCAUAUUACUGAGGCCACCUAUUUUGAAAUGGAACUUUGCUCUUCCUUGUCAUGUAAAGCAUUGAAUCUCCAACUCCGUGGACGGAGAGGAGAGUUCACCACGAGGCCUGUCUUGGAAGUGGAAAGGGCUGCAGUGGAGGAAGGAGUGAGAAGGUGGUAGCUCAGUUAUCUGCAACACAUACAUCAUGCUUUGGACUCUGCAGCUCAUUCAGUCAGAACGCUGGAGAAGAACUGAGCCCGAGAUGAAAAUGGAUGUCCACAGGGCAGGCGUGCUUGCUUCUGGAUAUACAGAUGGUAAAUUGAUUUUCAGGAGAGUAAUGAGCUGGACAGAAUGUAGACUGUAUCCUUUUCCUUUUUGGAUUAAACCAGUUAAUGUCUGUUCUUACACAUUUUCAACCAACAAAACCAGAAAAGGCUGGCCAUUUUCUAAUUUUGCUGUGUCAUUUUGGAACCCCUUUGUAUUCUUAUGCCAUGUAAUAAAACUACCCAACAGUGGGCCAUUACACUCCUUCUAGAUGUCACCUACCCCUGAGAAUACAGCUGGACAAUAUGAUGUUCAUCCUCCCUGAAACCUUCUUAAUGGGAAGAGGAGAGAGAGAUACUGUGACAGGGAGAGGAACUGGGCCACUCUGAUUAGAUCACUUGAGCCUGUGCAGAGACCAGCAGUGCUGUCAGUAUGGACAAGGAGGCAUCACCACCACAGUCUUUAACAUGUGACACAAGCCUCACAGAAAUGUCAUAACAUCCUCAUUAAUGGGACACUGAGCCAUCUGUGGCUCUGGGUGGCCCUUUGUGUCCAUCACCUGUAUUAUGUUACAGAAGCUAAGAUCUGACCAGUGUUUGUGGUUGGCUGUAAUUGAAGGGUUUAUUUGCAACACCUGCUAGCUCUGCUGCUAUUUUGCUAAAGUCCAGUGUCAGCUAGGAGACAUCAUGGACAAUAGACUGUUUUGUCUCAAAAGUUACUCUUUCCCAUUUCUGUAAUAGAAAUCAAGAACACUGAACACAAAUCAAAAAAGUUAAACAAUUUAGCACUGCUGCCUCCCAGCUCCAAGGGUGUGGGUUCAAAUUAUAACAUCACAACAAUCUUGACAGGAACGGGCCAAUCAGCCCAACAAGAUGAUGUAAUGUAAUGGAGUGGAUUUAGUGGCCUGGGCCCGCAUGUAUAAACAGUGCGUAUACACAUGAAUGUUGCAUAUGCCCGUUGCCACUCUCACGUCGGGAUGUAUACAAACUAAGCUUGUCGUGAUGCCACGCACAUUUUCACAGCAGCCUCAGACCAUGCGUAUACAUGUUUCGGCUCGAUUUUGUAAACGAGCACCUUCAAAAAAUGAAUUUACUUAUGUAAAUAGAAAGUAUUUCCACUCUAUUAAUGUGAAAAAUAAUAUUAGUACACAAAAAUGCAUCUCAUUAAUGUUGUGGCAAGAUAUUAUAAGUGUCUCACCAAUAACUGCAGCAGCUUAAAAAGUGUGAGCCCCAAAAUUCCGCCACCUUCUCCAGUGGUGUCAACAUGCAGACAAUGGGCUAUGAGACACCUUUUCACAUCAACUUUGAUAUCUGACCACUUCUUAUUUAUUUUUAGAACUGUGUGACUUUUUAAACUUGAACUUUUGAGGGUCUCAGCCAUGCUGUGCCACUCCAUCAAUUUCCUUUUGUUGCUUACACCACUGUUUAAGCCACCAAAUAGUAGAAUAUAGAAUAUGAAGAUGCAGAGGGUGGUAGUAUCAAUAUCUUACAUUUCCUGGAAAAUUACAGUAUACUUUUUUUAUUUAAUUAAUAGACAUUGUGUGCAAAACUAGAGAUGUUUCACUCCAACGUUAAAAUAAUAAUUAAAACUGGUUCUAAAGAUGUCUCAUGAACUUUAGGGGAAACAAAUGGUCAAGACACACUAGGGACAUAAAAAUGAGCAAAAAAGGCAGCCAGAAAAGAUCCUUUGAACUGAGAUCCUGAGACAUGAAUAGUUUUCAAGGCAGCCUGACCUUCCCCAGCAGACCACUAUUUAUCAUCUAAUUGUGACUUCCAGUGAUAUCUUGCCAAAUUAAAUUUAAUUUUAAGACUUAGGAGAAGGAUCAGUUUCUAAACUGGUGACACACAACAGUACAAACAUAGAAAAAGUGGAAAAAAGGAAAUAGAGUCAGGUAAAGAAGACAAAGGAGUGGAAUGACAACGAGUGAGCAGAAACGACGAGGCCUUUGACAAAAGUGUCUUCCGUCAAGGCCAAUAGGACUUUUCACAAAAUGUAGGCACUAAGGUAAUACAGUAUAUGUCAAAAGGAAAGAACAAGUGAGAUGAGGAGCUGGAUGUUCUGGGGACAAAAGAAACCACGCUCAUGGUGUAGACAUUUCAACCUCUGGACUGUGAACUUUGAUCCUGGAGACUGCUGCUCCUUCACCUUGGAGCUCCCUACUAGGCAGUUGUGCUGAAAGACGUCUAUGUUGGCUUAAAUGACCGCCAUUUGACUUUAAUGGGGUGGCAUCACUCUUAUACUUGAGCCCUGCUACAUCUGUUUAGAGAGGUUGAAUAAGAUCAUCAAAUAGACCCAGAAGUAUGCUGAGGUGAUCCAUUCAAACACAAGAGACAGAACAAGCCCUUAGUACCUCAGUGGGUCAAGUUGCAGCAUAUUGAGUGAGGAUGGCAGGAUGGUGGUUUACAGAUCUCAUGCUGUUGGUCGCAGUCUCCACACUCUCCCAGGCCCAGUGUGGAGGUGUUUAUAAGUGAGUUAACUGUGUGAUGGACUGUCAUUUCUUGUGUUGUUCCCAGUGCCACUCUAAAUCAGAAUAAGAGAAUGCCUGCCAUAAGAGUGGAGCACUUAGGCACAAAGUGAGUGUUGAAACUUCAACUACUGAGACGGUAAUUUUAAACCUAUCAACAACUAAGCCCUCGGUGCAAACCAAAACAAGAACACACCUGUCUUGUAAUUCAGCCAUAAAGAGUGUCCAAUCAUCUGUGAAGUCCUCGCUAGUCUGAGUGACUUUGUCGGCUUUUGACUCAUACAGUCGCUCAUGUGUGCCCUGCUAUACCUUACCAGAUGGGUUCAGUUAGAGAAACCCAAAAUGAACAGCAAGGUGGUCUGCAUAGAGGAGGGCUCUGGGGCACCUCAAGAGAAGAGGGGGAGCCAGAAGGAAUGAAAGGGCAGCUUCCUAGGUGAGGAAGGUCAUGAUCCACCAUUCAGAAAUGGGAAAAAAGUAACACUUAAGAUUCCUCCUAAAUAAUCCUGAUGGAGGUUACACAAAAUGCACAAGAAAUGCAACUGCAAGACAAGUUAGCAGGUUGUUGCUGGCACAUAUUUGCCCUCCUAUGGCUCAUGGGGUUAUCUCCACCUGGUCCUCUGUGUUGUAAAUUAUUGUAAAGCCAGCAAUGCUACAUGCCAUGUUACUAUGGAUCCAAGCUGGACUUGUUUGAAAUGUAUUUUAUGUUUUAAUUUUGUUAAAUUUGCCUUCAUUUUUCAUUGUGUUCCAACACCUGAACGUAGUGACGAGCGCUUGGUUUGCAUAAUGGACACUCGCACUUGGUCUGCCAGCACGUUCCCUAAAUUUGAACUUUUUUGCACAAGAUGGCUAACACAAGUCAGAGUUCUAUUAAAGAGCAGUAGAUGAAAAUAAAGAUGGAACAUCUUGGCAAAUCUGAAAGCAUACAGAAAAGUCGAACAGCCAGGAAACAGAAAUGAACAUAAACACGUGCAGAAAGUGGAAUAAAGAGCUGGGUGGUGCAAAGUAGGAAGGGACAAUGUACAGCAGACAUCGAAUUUAUUUAUAUAGCCAUUGGACUAAAGGGAAAAUAAAUGGUGCAAUCUGUAGGGGAGAAUGUGACGGCAAUACACCAGUUGCAGGAAAUGACGGAAUACAAGAUGUGGUGUUAGCGAAGCCAGCAAGAAGGGCACAACCAAAAAGAUGAGGAGCUAUGAAAGUGCAAAUACACGCUGUUAAUAUGGAAGCAGCUUAGCUGAAGGGAGGUGCUAUAAACAGCAAUUACUACUCAUAAAAGCACAGCCGUCAAGCCAUAGAGUGGAAUAAAAAUGCUUGAAGGGUACUGCAGAGUGUCCAUGUUCUCCUCAUGGCCUUGUGGACUUUCUCACAUUUCCUGCCAGUUAGGUUGAUUGAUAACUCUAAACUGACCAGCAUGCCCCUCAGUAGAACAGAGUGGCACCCCCCUCAGCUGUGAAAUGGAAUAAACAAGUUCAGAAUGCUGACAGGAGACAUAUUGGUGUGGAGAUCAUUAUAUAGGUUAGAAAUACUUUAAAAGAGGAGACAUGUCAGACUUCUUAUUUUUGUCCAUUUCCUUUGCACCUGCUGCCAAAGUCCCCAGUUAUGCCCUCUGUUUUGCAUCUACUGCCCACAUUUCUAUUUUUGUCCUCUUGUUUUGAACCUGGUGCUUUGAUCCUAUCCAUGUCUAUAAAAAAAGCCAAGCCUGAAUGCAUUUCUCAUCCUUCCUGCUGGUGUUCAUUUCCACCCCAGGCAGAUGUUUCUAAUUUAGACCAGAAGUGACUGAAUUUACUGCCAGUCUGUGUGCAAAAAAGAAAAUUGAAAAAGAAACCACGGGUUCAGAGAUGGCAUUUACUACCAGACUGAAAACACCUCACCAUCAGCAGACUCAGAGCGCUGUUUCAAGGUGCCGUCUGCCGCAUCUAAUGGCGUCUUCUCUGCAUGGCUUACAAAGCAAGCAGUUUCCAGCAGAAUGUGUGAAGUCUGCCAGAGGAUGCUAUGUGAGGGAAAGUAGGCAGAAAUGGCAUCAACAGUUUAAGACAUCAGAAAUGAAGGAACCUGCAGCAUCAGAGUAAUAAAAAGGUUAAGGGUGCCCACGAAGACGGGUGAGGGAGAGAGCUCAAUUAGAUAGGCAUAAAGCAAACAUGGCCAUCUACUCCAGAUGAAAAAAAAAUACAGCAAUCUGAGAAGACCUGAGCAAUGAUGCUGUGGUUAAAACUCUACACCAAAAGAGAAGUUAAUCUGACAUAGGUGAGAAAGCCUGGUUUGGGGAUGGCACCGUGGUUAGCACUGUUGCUUUGUUCAUGAAGGUCUUAGGGUUCAAAUCUCUACCCACUCUAUGUGUUGAGUUUACCUGCCCUGCAUGAGUACACAUGGGUUUCCUCCUGAAACCAAAGACAUGAAGGUUAAGUUGAUAGGAGACUCUAAAUUGGUCCAAUACUGCUGAGAGUGUCCUGUCAUUGACUAGUGUCCCAUCACAGCUUGGACCCUAUGCUGUAUUAGAUAGAUAGAUAGAUAGAUAGAUAGAUAGAUAGAUAGAUAGAUAGAUAGAUAGAUAGAAAUGACAAUAUUUUCAACAGAUACAAAAGGUAUGAUAGAUUGAAUUUUCCCAAGGGAACAUUUAGCCAUAAGUGGGUUAAGAAAAAAAAUGAACGAAUAUAUUUUUUCGAAGACCUUGCAGCUCUAAAGUCACACCAACAGACACACAGGCCAACAUCGAUCUCACAAAAGGCACCAUAGCCUGCCACAGACCUCCUGAAGGAAUUAAAGGGGGGAAUCUGAUGGUUAAGUUUGUUGGAAUUUAAGUUUGUUUUUAUUUUAUUCCGGAGUUUCCUCUUCCCAUUACUCUAAAAGAACCUUUGGCAGCAUUAUGCAAACCAAGCUGAGCUGGACUGUGUACUAUAGCCACGUAUAGUACAGUAACUGCACACCAAUGUAACCACUGCUCUAUUAAAAAAUGUUCAAUAAUCACA